AUGAAAGACAACAAAGCAUUAAAACACGACUUGGUGGUGUUUAUGCACCUGCUGAAGGCCUCGAUUGGCAGCGGUAUACUUUUUCUUCCACACGCGUUCAGCCGAGCUGGGUAUGUAACGGCCUUAGUUUCCAGCGUGCUGAUCGGACUGAUAAGCUGCUACACCGCAGUCCUCACAGUGCAAUGCUCACACAUCCUCUGUAGACGCUUUAAAAAACCCUCGAUGGAUCUUGCUGAAAUAGUAUCCUCGUCAUUUACGAUUGGACCUGAAAGAUUUCGAAAGUACGCUGUUCACUUCAACAUCCUCACCAACGUCCUCGUGUGUUUCAUUCAAUACGAAACGGUUAUAAUAUACUCGAUAUACGUCGGUACUUCUACUCAACAGAUAAUUGAAAAUUUAACAGACGCAUCGAUUAACAUUCGCAUUUACAUAAUAAUGUUCAUGCCGAUUUAUUACAUCCUCGCACUGAUGCCAAACUUCAAGUGGUUGAUGCCUUUUUCGGCGGCGGGGGCGUCGUUUCUCGCCCUCGGAUUGACAAUAACUCUGUACUACUUUUUCGAGGACUUUCAAUCACCAAGUCGCCUACCAAUGUACACCGGCAUCACUGCAAUACCAAUUUUCAGCAGCAUAUUUAUGUUUGCCGUUCACAAUAUGACGGUGAUAAUGCCGCUAGAGAACAGCAUGAAGAACCCGACACACAUGCCGCGAAUUCUUACGCUCAGUAUGAUGCUGAACGUGCUCAUUUACAUGGUCUUUGGAUUCCUCGGGUACAACAAAUACAUGGACGCCUGUGAUACAGUUAUUAAAAAUUUGCCAUUUGGAGAGAUAGCGUCGAAACUCGUUAAAAUAGUUGUAACAUUGUCCGUCAUUUGUACAUACGGUCUUCACUAUUAUGUGCCUGUAAGUAUUCUAUGGCCAAUGAUAAUUCGAAAAAACAUAGCGAUAAUAGGAAACUGCACGAAAGCCUGUGAGAUAAUAUUCAGAUUAGCUGGUGUAACCAUUUCAACAAUGCUCGCGGCAGCUGUUCCACAAAUGGUACCGGUGCUUGGAUUAUUGACAGCGUUCAGUAUGACAACCACGAUGUUAUUAAUGCCUAUUGCAGUUGAAAUGACCACCAAGUGGUAUGACAAAACUCCAAUUAUUUAUGUCUUUUGCCGAUGGUCGAAAAAUAUUAUCAUUUUUUUCAUAUGGCUGCUUAUGUUUAGGAAAGAAGGAGAAGAAAUUGGAGGUGAGACUCCAGGAAGUCAAAUGAAGGAGUUUAGCAGCACCACGAAGAUAGCGCCGACUAUCGGGGAGUACAACGAGAAGGAUGAACUCUAUGAUCCAUUCGAACACCGAGAUAAAAAAAAUACCUACUCUGACCUAGGAUCGCUAGUCCACAUGGUAAAGUCAUCUCUCGGCUCGGGAAUAUUAGCGAUGCCAAACGCCUUAAAAAACGGCGGUCUCCUCUUCGGUGGAAUAGGCACACUGCUAAUAGGGAUACUCUGCGGACACUGCGUCCACAUUCUCGUCAGAUCAUCACAUCACCUCUGUAGGCGGACGAAAACUCCAAAAAUGACGUACUCUGAAACGGCCCAAACAGCAUUUGCGUGUGGGCCUAAGGCGCUAAGACCGUACGCCAAUUUCAUGAAACUAGCCGUAGAUAUUGCGCUGUGCUGUACGUAUUUUGGCGGUGCCUGUGUUUACGUUGUAUUUAUUUCAACGACUAUCAAACAGAUCACCGAUUAUCAUACGGGCUUAGACAUAAACAUAAGGCUAUACAUAUUAGCGCUGAUACCAGCGUGUAUUUUACUAUCUCAAAUACGUAAUCUGAGAUAUCUGAUACCGUUUUCGGCGCUCGCAAAUGUAUUCAUGAUUGUCGGAUUAGCAAGUACUCUCUACUACGUUUUUAAAGACUUUGAGCCGCACAGUGACAUCAAGUACAUCGCUAAACUCGAAAACCUUCCUAAAUUUUUCGCCACUGUGAUUUUCGCCAUCGAGGGAAUCGGUGUGGUAAUGCCAAUCGAAAACAGCAUGGAAAAACCCCACCACUUCUUAGGCUGCCCAAGUGUUCUUAACAUAACUAUGACUAUUGUCGUUGCUUUGUACGCGAUUAUGGGAAUAUUUGGAUACUUGAAAUACGGCGAAGAAACGGCCUCAAUAAUUACUCUCAAUUUAGCUGUUGAUGAUGUAUUCGCUCAGGUCGUUAAAUUAACAAUUGCAUUAGCGAUUCUCUUUACUUAUGGACUACAAUUUUUCGUUCCACUCGAAAUAACAUCACUAGCAGUAAGAUCUAGAUUGAGCCACAAGUACGGCGGUGUUGGCGAAACAAUAUGGAGAAUAAUAAUGGCUCUGCUUACAGUUGUAAUCGCUCUGGCGAUACCGAAUCUCGAGCCAUUUAUCUCUCUAGUCGGCGCAGUAUUUUUCUCCUUUCUGGGGAUCGCAAUCCCGGUUGUCGUUGAGACAAUUUCAUGCUGGGAAGGUCACCUAGGUACGUGCUACUGGAGGCUUGUUAAGAACAUAUUUCUCUUCGUCUUCUCAAUUCUCGCAUUGAUAUCUGGCACGUGGGUCGCUAUGUCCGACAUAAUCAAAGACUAUGAGAAAAAAUUUGAAUAA
This is a messenger RNA of Cotesia congregata, 2595 nucleotides long. The record is from the annotation of a GenBank genome assembly. NCBI's taxonomy places the organism in Eukaryota, Metazoa, Arthropoda, Insecta, Hymenoptera, Braconidae.